This is a messenger RNA of Clarias gariepinus (North African catfish), 743 nucleotides long. It is a transcript of the gene sst1.1, whose product is annotated as somatostatin 1, tandem duplicate 1. The transcript has 2 exons. NCBI's taxonomy places the organism in Eukaryota, Metazoa, Chordata, Actinopteri, Siluriformes, Clariidae. The coding region runs from base 76 to 420 and encodes 114 amino acids. Gene Ontology annotation, biological process: regulation of cell migration. The record is from RefSeq and is a predicted model, not a curated record. Gene Ontology annotation, cellular component: extracellular region. Gene Ontology annotation, molecular function: hormone activity.
CAACCGACAGAAGACGUAACCCCAAAGAACUGCAGCAGUAGGAACAGACUUCUCUCUCUCUCUCUUUCUCUCACCAUGCUCUCCACGCGGAUCCAGUGCGCUCUGGCUCUCCUGGCCGUCGCGCUCGCCGUCUGCAGCGUCUCAGGCGCGCCGUCCGAUGCCAAACUGCGCCAGUUUCUUCAGAGGUCGAUUCUUGCGCCGUCCGGGAAACAGGAGCUCACCAGGUACACGCUCGCAGAGCUGCUCGCGGAGCUCGCACAAGCCGAAAACGAGGUGCUGGACUCGGAUGAAGGGUCUCGUGCCGCGGAGAGCGAGGGCGCGCGCCUGGAGAUGGAGCGCGCCGCCGGUCCCAUGCUGGCUCCCCGCGAGCGCAAAGCCGGCUGCAAGAAUUUCUUCUGGAAAACUUUCACGUCGUGUUAAUCGUUUUGUCGAGAUAAAAUCCUCAAAGUCUAUAAAUAUAGCUCUCUCUAUAUAUACAUAUUUCCCCCCAUAUAUAUCUAUUUUUUUGUUUUAUUUCUUUGGGGUUCUCUCGCACACCGUCAUGUCGAUUUAAAAUGUACAUAAGAAGAAAAUGAAAUAAUAAUAAUAAAAAAUAAAACCUGUUCCAUUUAUGACCUGUUAUCAAUUUAGGGUUUUAUCAGGAAAUGUUUUAUGGAUGUAUGGCAAUUCUGAUAGAGAUCUGUGCUUUAGAUGGAAGACAAAUAUUUUUAAUUGUUUAAAUAAAAUCUAUGUUUCACAGUCAA